AUCCUGCAGGUUUCUCUAAAAAAAAAUAAAAAAAAGGUUCAUCCUGCAUUAGUCUAUGAAGCCGCUUGAAUUAUUUUAAAACCUUGAGUAUUUAAUAUUAUUCCUCAAAACUUGAUCCAUAAUCAAACGCUUGGGAGUUCCGAAGGUGCAGUUCAAAUUAUCGCUCUCACGGUGGCUGGAAUUCAACUGAAUCGCUUCUUCAUCCUCCACCGUCUGGCGAACGAACGAUCAGCGUUCUCGUUCCGAUGUCUAAAGGCAAAGAGGCUACUAAUCUGUCACGCACCUUCAAAUACCUAUUAGCUACUCAGUUCUUGUCACGAGGGAUUCCAUUUAUAUUCAAUACAUGGAUUGUGAGGCAUCUUACAGAAGAGGACUACGCGCUUUAUGCAGUGCAGUUUCAACUGUUUGUCACAUGCAUUUUAUUUCUUAGCCGGGAGGGCUUUCGACGAGCAUGCUUGCGGAUGGACCUGAAAUGUGAUGGCACUUCAAUGGGAGAUGUUGUGAAGCUAAUGAAAGUAGUGUGGAUGAGUUUCCCACUUGGAAUAUUUAUUACAAUUGUAGUAUGCCUUUUUGUCUUCUGGUGGCAACAAAUAAGUUAUUGUAGUCCACAUGGACAAGCUAUCUUGAUAAAUGGUUUUGCAUGCAUUCUGGAGCUCUUAGCUGAGCCUGCGUAUAUUCUUUCACAGAACUUGGUCUUGCUUGAAUUGCGGCUGAUGGUUGAGACUGUAGCUACUUUGUCGCGGUGCUUGACAAUGUAUUUUCUAAUUGUGAAGCAAAUUGGAAUUGAAAAAUCAAUCAUAUUUGCAUUGUCACAGUCUGCAUAUGGAGCCUGCAUAUUUUUCGGUUACUGGGGCUAUCUUUUGCUUUUCCAAAAAUUUAGGGCUUCAUACCUUUUUCCAUUAAGAGAAGGAAAAGUGAUUGAUUUUGACCAGCAGCUGUCCAAGAUGUGUAUACUGUUUACCUUUCAAUCCUUUCGAAAAUUGAUCCUUCAGGAAGGAGAAAAGAUAGUACUUGUAUGGUUGGAUACACCAUAUAAUCAAGCAGUAUAUGGCCUGGUGGACAAAUUAGGUAGCUUAGUGGUGAGACUUGUCUUUUUACCUUUUGAAGAAAGUUCAUAUGCAACAUUUGCAAGGUCUGCUUCAGGAGAAUAUCCAGGAAAAAGCAAGAAAUUGGGAAACUACUUGACAGAAUCCCUUAAGUUAGUUUUGUUGAUUGGCCUGGUUUUUAUGGCAUUUGGUCCAAGUUAUUCUUAUUCACUCAUUAGAUUGUUAUAUGGUGAAAAAUGGAGUGAUGGAGAAGCAUCAACUGCCCUCCGCUAUUAUUGCUUUUAUGUCAUUGUUUUGGCCAUGAAUGGUACCUCUGAAUCCUUUAUGCAUGCAGUUGCAUCAGAGAGCCAACUCAAGCGUUCAAAUGAUUCACUACUUAUAUUCUCUUUGAUCUAUAUAGUUUUGAAUGUCCUGUUAAUAAGGUUAGCUGGGGCAGUUGGCUUGAUUAUGGCAAAUUCUCUCAAUAUGACCUUGAGGAUUUUAUACUCUGCUACAUUCAUAAAGAGUUACUUCCAGGGAUCUUCCUCAUUUUCUUUCAGUGGAUGCUUGCCGUCAGGAUGGAUAAUUCUAUUUCUUUCGGGCAUAAUCACUUUCAUUUCUGAGAAUGUAUUUCUGGACCGAGAUAAUUUCUGGCCAUCAUUUAUGAUCCAUCUCUCCGUUGGGCUGGGUUGCUUCUGUGUGUCAUCAUAUGUGAUCUAUUGCCGGGAAAAACCUUUCAUCAGAAGAAUUAUUCGCUUUAAUGAUCAUUUGGACUGAAGACUUAGACUUCUGCAAUAUAACUUUGAGUUAGUGGAAGAUGAUGGAUUGCGAGUUAGUUUUCUACAGGCUAUAUCCUAAGCAGCAGAAUAGUGGCAGACAUAACUUCAGUGGUACAAAUUUUGGUACAUGUAUAAUACUACUUUAGCUUUGAUUUUCUAUAAACUACUGACAUAAUGAAUUCAAACUGACAAUUUGUUCUUUGUGGUUUCUGCAAAUGUCUAUUUACUUAAAUUUAAAUUUUUGGUGAAGUUAAGCAGUUUUUAGUGUACCGUAUACAUAACAAAUUUGUAGUGACAUUGUGACGUGAAUAAAGACAGUAAGAUAGUGUUUUCUAUUGUU
Molecule: messenger RNA, 2144 nt
Organism: Cajanus cajan (pigeon pea)
Lineage: Eukaryota; Viridiplantae; Streptophyta; Magnoliopsida; Fabales; Fabaceae
Product: lipid transporter
Biological process (GO): glycolipid translocation; dolichol-linked oligosaccharide biosynthetic process
Cellular component (GO): endoplasmic reticulum membrane
Source: RefSeq, a predicted model, not a curated record